Messenger RNA from Impatiens glandulifera, 1009 nucleotides. RefSeq names its product elongator complex protein 6. NCBI's taxonomy places the organism in Eukaryota, Viridiplantae, Streptophyta, Magnoliopsida, Ericales, Balsaminaceae. Bases 36 to 827 code for a protein of 263 amino acids. Gene Ontology annotation, biological process: tRNA wobble uridine modification. The transcript has 5 exons. The record is from RefSeq and is a predicted model, not a curated record. Gene Ontology annotation, cellular component: elongator holoenzyme complex.
UCAGAAGGAGAAUUCUCCUACCGAAGAAGACGAAGAUGGACAAUCAAUCUAGGACCUUGCUUGAUCAAGCAAUAGGUCUCAACUUCGACGAAGAUCAGAAAGAUGUUUCUUCACCUCGUAACGGACAAGUGAUUCUUGUCGAGGACUGUGUCGAGACUAGCGGCGCCUUCCUCAUUCAUCACCUCCUCAAGCGCGCGCUCUCUCCUCGCUCCUCUUCUCUCGUCAUCUUCCUUGCCUUUGCUCAACCCUUCUCUCACUAUGAUCGCAUUCUUCGAAAGAUGGGCUGCAAUUUAUCUGCACAACGAGAUAACAAAAAGUUCAUAUUCUUUGAUUUGCUCAUGUUCCAAUGUCCAGCUGGAGGAGCUAAAUUUAAUGAAGAUGGAGUUCUUGAACUGUAUGGGAAAAUUCAGAAAGCUAUAGAAAUGAAUGUCUCCACCAAUGGAAAAAGGACCAUCACUGUCAUGAUAGAUGAUGUCUGUCUAAUGGAAGUGGCUGCUAAUGGCAGUACAGAUUGCGUCUUAGACUUUCUUCACUACUGUCACACAUUAACUGUAGAAUUUGGUUGUCAUCUUGCCCUUCUCACUCACAAAGAUAUCUAUUCGGAUGUGGAAAGACCUACCUUUAUUUUACAAAUGAAGUAUUUAGCAGACGUUGUUAUAAAGACAGAACCAUUGGCCACUGGUUUGGCAACUGAUGUCCAUGGUCAGUUGACAGUUUUGAACAAAGAUAAAGGGUCAGGAAGCAUGAAGCAGGGCAUAAGCUAUUUCCAUUACAGGGUCAAGGAAAAUUGCAUCGAAUGCUCCUACCCUGGAACUAUGACUUGCUAGGCUUAUCGGAAACCUACAUAAUUUUUAUCAUCUUAGAAACGCGGUCCAUUCUCUCUAUAGCUUGAAAUUCAAUUCUUGUGAUUGCCCUAUGACUAAUGAAGGUGAAAAUCUUCAAAUGUACUAUGGAGAACCAUAAUGUGCCAAAUCAAUGAUUUUUGUUAUAUCAGCAAUUUUGAAUCUUU